Molecule: messenger RNA, 3824 nt
Organism: Ceratotherium simum simum (southern white rhinoceros)
Lineage: Eukaryota; Metazoa; Chordata; Mammalia; Perissodactyla; Rhinocerotidae
Gene: ZBTB4
Product: zinc finger and BTB domain containing 4
Biological process (GO): regulation of transcription by RNA polymerase II
Cellular component (GO): nucleus
Molecular function (GO): DNA-binding transcription factor activity, RNA polymerase II-specific; protein binding
Source: RefSeq, a predicted model, not a curated record
GGCGGCGGCGGGGCCGGGCCGGGGCCGGGCGCUGGGUGGGCCGGGGCCGGGGCCGGAGCCGGAGCCGGGGCCGGAGCCGGAGCCGGAGCUGGAGGCGGGCGAAACCGGAGCGGCCGGGGGCGGCCACGGUGAUGAGCCGGGCCUGGCGGACGCGGCGCCAUCGCAGUCAGAAGGAAGAGGCCCUGCAGAAGAGACUCGCUGAGCCACCCCCGCUCCACUCCAUGUUGGCUGUGCUCUCAGGCUGGCGCCAUGCCCCCCCCUGCAGAGGUGACGGAUCCGUCCCAUGCCCCCGCCGUCCUGCGCCAGCUCAAUGAGCAGCGGCUCCGUGGCCUCUUCUGUGACGUCACCCUCAUAGCCGGAGACACCAAGUUCCCUGCUCACCGCAGUGUCCUGGCUGCUUCUAGUCCCUUCUUCAGAGAGGCCCUGCUCGCUUCAGCCCCACUGCCCCUCCCACCAGUUACUGGGAGCUCAGCCCCCAACCCUGCCACCACCACAGCUGCCUCCUCCUCCUCCUCCUCCUCCUCUUCCUCCUCCUCCUCCUCUUCCUCUUCCUCCUCCUCUUCCUCUUCCUCCUCCUCCUCCUCCUCCUCUUCUUCCUCCUCCUCUUCUUCUCCUCCAGCCUCACCCCCUGCUUCAUCCCCACCCCGGGUCCUGGAGCUGCCAGGAGUCCCAGCAGCCGCCUUCUCUGAUGUCCUCAAUUUCAUCUACAGUGCCCGGCUUGCACUACCUGGCGGUGGAGGGGACGGGGCAGCUGUGGCAGAGAUCGGAGCUCUGGGGCGGCGUCUGGGCAUCUCCCGCCUGCAGGGCCUGGGGGAGGGAGGUGAUGCCUGGGUACCUCCUGCCCCAGCCCCCAUGGCCACCUCACAGCCUGAAGAGGACAGCUUCGGGCCUGGGCCUAGGCCAGCUGGAGAAUGGGAGAGUGACAGGGCUGAGGCCCAGGCUCCUGACUCACAGCCCCCCCUGCCCCGGCGGCCCCUCCCCUGCCCCCGAUGUGGGAAAAGCUUCAUCCAUCCCAAGCGGCUACAGACCCAUGAGGCACAGUGCCGACGGGGGGCCAGCACUCGGGGGUCUGCAGGGCUGGGAGCAGGCGGCUCUGGCCCCAGUGGUCCUGCAGGAGUGGAUGCCUCAGCCCUGCCCCCACCAGUGGGCUUCCAUGGUGGCCCAGAGCACGUGGUGAAGGUGGUGGGUGGCCACGUGCUAUAUGUGUGCGCGGCCUGUGAACGUUCCUACGUGACCCUGUCCAGCCUGAAGCGGCACAGUAAUGUACACUCGUGGCGGAGGAAGUACCCCUGCCGCUAUUGUGAGAAGGUGUUCGCCCUGGCUGAGUACCGCACCAAGCACGAGGUGUGGCACACCGGGGAACGCAGGUACCAGUGCAUCUUCUGCUGGGAGACCUUUGUCACUUAUUAUAACCUGAAGACCCACCAGCGAGCCUUCCAUGGCAUUAGCCCGGGCCUCCUGGCCAGUGAGAAGACACCCAAUGGAGGCUAUAAGCCCAAGCUCAAUACCCUCAAGCUGUACCGCCUGCUCCCCAUGCGGGCAGCCAAGCGGCCCUACAAGACCUACAGCCAGGGAGCCCCCGAAGCCCCCCUUUCUCCAAGCCUCAACACACCGGCCCCUGCAGCAAUGCCAGCCAGCCCACCACCUGGACCCCCACCUGCCCCAGAGCCUGGCCCUCCACCCUCUGUCAUCACUUUUGCCCACCCAGCUCCAUCUGUCAUUGUUCAUGGGGGCAGUAGCAGUGGUGGAACAGGGAGUGGGCCAGCCAGCACAGCGGGGGCCCAAGCCGCCUCGGUCAUCACUUACACUGCUCCCCCAAGGCCUCCCAAAAAACGUGAGUACCCACCUCCUCCCCCUGAGCCUGCAGCCACACCAGCAAGCGUAGCCACAGCAGUCAGCCCAGCAACAGCCGCAGGGCCCGCCACAGCCACAGAGGAGGCCAAGGGCCGGAACCCACGGGCUGGAAGGACUCUGACAUACACGGCCAAGCCAGCUGGUGGGAUUGGUGGGGGCGGGGGUCCCCCUGCAGGCCCUGGCCGGGGCCCCUCUCAGCUACAGGCCCCACCUCCACUGUGUCAGAUCACUGUGCGAAUCGGUGAGGAGGCCAUUGUCAAGCGCCGCAUCUCAGAAACUGACCUGCGUCCUGGGGAGCUGAGCGGAGAGGAGGUGGAGGAGAGUGAGGAGGAGGACGAAGAGGAAGACGAUGAUGAUGAUGAGGAGGAGGAGGAGGAGGAGGAGGAAUCAAAGGCUGGUGGGGAGGACCAGCUCUGGAGGCCCUACUACUCGUACAAGCCCAAGCGCAAGGCUGGAGCUGCAGGCACAGGCAGCACUGGGGGCAGCGGGAUGCCCAGAGGCCGCCGGCCGCCACGCUGGAGACAGAAGCUGGAACGGAGGAGCUGGGAUGAGACCCCCGCGGCCGAGGGCGCUGCAGGGCGUGCCCGUGGUGAGCGGAGGCACCGCUGCGGGGACUGUGCCCAGACAUUUGCCACCCUGAGGAAGCUGCGAAAGCACCAGGAGGCCCACAGUGGAGGUUCCCACGGCUCCCGGGCUGGACGUCGGCCUUCCACCCGCUUUGCCUGCCCUCACUGCGCCAAGGUGUGCAAGACGGCAGCCGCCCUGAGCCGCCACGGGCAGAGGCAUGCUGCUGAGCGGCCCGGGGGUACCCCCACACCUGUCAUUGCCUAUUCCAAGAGCAGCGCUGGCACCAGACCUGGGGAUGUCAAGGAGGAAGCCCCCCAAGAGAUGCAAGUCUCCUCAUCCAGCGGGGAGGCAGGUGGCGGGAGCGCUGCUGCUGAGGAAGCUUCCAAGACCGCCUCACUCCAGGACCCUGUCAUCUCGGGGGGUGAGGAGCCCCCAGUGGUGGCUGGAGCGGGCACCUAUGCAUACCCUCCUAUGCAGGAAUUUCCACUGGCUCUAAUUGGGAGUGGCCGGGAACCUGGCAGUGGCAGGGGAAAACCUGGGAGUGAGGGGCCAGUGGGGGCUGGGGAGGGAGACCGGAUGGAGGCGAUGGGGGCUGCCAAAGUCACCUUCUACCCCGAGCCCUACCCACUCGUCUAUGGCCCCCAGCUCCUUGCUGCCUACCCUUACAACUUCAGCAACUUGGCCGCUCUCCCGGUUGCUCUUAACAUGGUCCUACCUGAUGAGAAGGGAGGGGGGGCCCUUCCCUUCCUACCAGGGGUCUUUGGCUACGCAGUCAAUCCUCAAGCAGCACCCCCUACUCCCCCAACGCCACCCCCCCCACCUCUUCCUCCACCAGUCCCCCCUAAGGGAGAAGGGGAAAGGGCAGGGGUUGAGAGAACCCAGAAGGGAGAUGUGGGGUGAGCUCUGGGCCCAGAUCUCCCCUUUCACCAGAUGCCUCCCUCCCUGAACCCCCCGCCACUACCAGCUCCCUGGCUUCCCUGCCCCUUGGGAGUCCCUCCACACUCUUGUGCAGGGACUUGGGGGCCCCUGGAGCUCAGGGGUCAGGCUGCUUUGUGUGAGAUUGUAGUUUUCCCAUCUCCUGGGAAGGGAUCUUUGGUGGUUCCCCUCUCAGUUCUCCUCCAGGGAAUGGCCUCCAUGAGGGGCGGGGCCAGCUCCCAUCCCUUCUCCAGCCCUUGGGGCAACUGAGCAAUAUACUUAUAAGAAUCUCUACUCAUGGCCCCCACCAGCUCUGAAUGUCUAACCCUCCCCCCUAAUUCGUAAACCUAGGGGGAAACCAUCUCUCUCCCAUAGUGAUCCCCUCUCAUUCUGAAGCUUUCUCUAAGCCCUUCCCUAGAUGCUUCCUAGCACAUUCCAUUCUUCGUGGCCCAGGGCCUGGACCAGACCAUUGUGAUACCUGACCUCCC